UGAUUCUAUUUUGAGUGAGUUAUGCUAAGAAUGAGCCCCACCUCCAGUUUUCAUUUGAGCUUGUACAUGAUGGCUAGUGACAGUGAGAAUGAACGCACGUUCAGGGACCGCUACCAGCAGAUCAAUGAAGCUCUCCUUUAUCCAGUAAAGAUGUCCCAGCUCCUUUACAACGUUAGCUGUAUCAGUGAGAAUACUUUAGACGAGACGGAAGCACCAAACAAAACCUCCGAAGAAAGAAGAGCUGUAUUGUUCAGGGCUCUGAAAUACGCUGUAGAAUUCGACGGAAGAAAGCUCAACCUGCUGGCUGAUGUCUUUUCACAGUUUGAAGAAACUUCCCUCCUUGCAACUCAACUAAGAGAUUCUGAUGUCGCUGACUCUGCAGAGAAAGAAGUGCCAAACCCACCAGAUUGGAGCAGAAAGACCUAUGAAGAGAGGGCAAGCUAUAUCCUAAGGUCGCACUACGGUAAACUCUCAGCACAGCUGGAAGACCCAAAGACGAUUGCAAAUGUUCUUUACGGUGGCAGGGUUAUAACAAAAGCCACCGUAAGUAAUGUCGAACAGCAGUCUCUUGCUGAAGAUUCUCGAGCUGUAUUGCUCAAGGCCGUUCGCAAUGCAGUCUCAAGAAACUACCGUCACCUAAAAAGUUUCAUUGACGCAUUGGAAAAGGCUGAAUAUGAUGAAUUAGUGGCAGAACUAAUGAAUGACUAUCAGCAAAUUGAUCGAAGCAGUUAUGCAAGCUCCAGGAGGGAAUCAAACAGCACAGUCUUAAAAGAAAUUAUAUCUGCUAAUGGAAAGUUCACUGGCAUACGAGCCAUUUUUGAUAAAUUAUUUAAAACCAUCUGUGAAAACGUCAAACUUCAUCGGUUCCCCUAUGAAGAUCUGAAGAAAUUCGUCAAAAAGUAUUCAGAUGGCUACCUUCCUCAAAUAUCAGAUUGUGUGACCAGUAAUGAUGUCCUUGAGCUAGUAUAUGACAAAUGUACAUUCAUGGAUAUCAACUAUCUAGAGGCUGUUGUUCGAGAAUUCAAAGUAAAAAGAGCUGUCGUACUUGUGCAGUGUUUUAAUACCAACAUUGAAGAGUUGUGCAAAUACGUGCCGGUCCGUGAUGUUCUGGAGGAGAAGUUUUUCCUAUCAAGAUCCAACCAACCUCUCAAAACUGAUUUGGCUAUCAAAAUGAUUAUAGACCAGAACCCAAACCACGUUACGCUUCAAUUCAUCAAAGAUGCCAUUUCUAGCUCGUUUGGUUCGCUAGCAAAAAGUGUUCAACUCGUCAACAUCAAAGAGAUUGAUGACAUGCUCCUGGUCACUUGCUUCUUUCCCAACUGCUUGUCAGCCUCUCUUCUUGUGCCAGAGUCAGCCAUGGAGCUAAUGCAGAGGAGAGGUCUGGUUGAACUGACAAUUGAUGGCAGCGUUUACUGGAAAAAGGAGAAGGACCAUAUCAUAAUACAAAGGACCAUUCCAAAUGACCAGCACCAAUUGGAAGAAGUGGUCAAGGAACUGGAAGAGAGUCAAAAAGAGUCAAGAAGGCUGUCCAUGGAAGUGAAGAUACUAAGAGGGGGCUUGACGCAUGAUAAUGACAAUGGAAUAGAAAUGCAAGAAACUGUUAUUGGAGAAGAUGAUGAUAAUACUGUUGAAAUGAAGGAUGCCGCUACUCAAGCCAAUAUUUGGAACAUUGGGAGGAAAAGGAUAAUAGUUGAGUUGCUCAAGGAAAGUUUAGAUCAGACCCUCGGGUUUAAAAUAGAAGAAGGACAAGGAGCAAUGUAUGAUGAUAAGGAACAUGCCGUGUUUAUUACAAAAAUAACUCCUGGUGGGCUAGCAGAGAAAGAUGGUGGACUAAAGGCUGGAGACUGCAUUGUUUCUGUUAAUGGGGUGAAUAUGACUACAAAAGCAGAGACUUUAGCUGCAUUAACAUCCACUGCAAGUCUGUACACAAUCAUUGCAAUAAGAGAAUCGAUGUUAGAAAACACAAAUACAGAGCAAAGCCAGUGCUCAUCACCAAGCCUGGAGAGAAAAAACAAUCUAGUCAUAAGGAGACCAAUCAAGUAUCGUCCAUCAGCGCCAAGUUUUGCGAUGAAUCUCAAAAGAUGCUCCUCAUUACCAGUGGCUAUCAGCAAUGCUCAGGCAGUAUUGUAUAGAAACAAGGUUAUUGUUGGUGGGCAAGAUGUACCCACUGGAGCGGAUUAUAUACUGGAGUAUGACAUUAGAGCCGAUAACUGGCAGGUCUUCAUUAAAAGUCCUGUCCACUUGUUUGCUUUGACCGUCUUUCAAAACCAGCUCCUAGUAGUUGGUGGAUUCGACUUCAAUCAACAAAAAUAUUCAGCUCGAGUUUACUCCUUGUACAUCAAUGAGCGAAACCAUUUUCUACGCGACGAUAUCAUUCCUCCUAUGCUAACAGCUCGUGCACAGGCUAGUGUUGCAAGCCAAGAUCAAAAUAUUGCAGUAGCUGGAGGAAGAGAUGCGAAAUCCAACCUGCGAUCCAUUGAAGUGUUUCAUGCACCAACUGCACAAUGGCACACUGCUCAUUCUUUGCUUGGUGGCCGAAGCUCAAUGAGAAGCAUUCUACAUAAAGGAAGCUGGUACUUGCUAGGGGGAAAUAUGGAUCCGAGUGUUCGAUCAAAGAACGUGCGAUUAAAAUUAAAAAUGUUAGCUAGCUCUGCACUUCAAAAGUAUGGUAGCAUUUCGUAUAUGAAGACCAUUCAGAAACCUGGCAAUGGUGAAGGAGCACACUCAGCAGUUGCUACAAUUAAUGACAUGAUCGUUGUCAUCGGGGCAGGAGGGACAAGGAAGAUAUACUCGCUCUGCAGAGAGGAAGAUCCAAUCUCAUGGAUUGAACUUGGGGAGUUGCCAAUAGUUUUAAUGGAAUCAUGUGCAGUUACAUUGGAAGAUCGGGUUUUGCUGAUAGGAGGAAAAGACGAAUAUGGAGGGAAUACUAAUUCAGUUUAUUUGAUGUCCUUACAGACAAAACUGGCAUAAAAUCAAAGUGUAUAACAAUAAUAAAAAUUAUUAUUUAAUUUUAUUUUAAUUCAUCCUCAAUAAGGCUCAAUUCCUCAUUUAUUAUUAUAAUCAUCCUUAUUUAGAUGUCUAUAUUCUA
Amphimedon queenslandica is the source of this 3088-nucleotide messenger RNA. RefSeq lists its product as uncharacterized. The transcript is spliced from 10 exons. The record is from RefSeq and is a predicted model, not a curated record. Gene Ontology annotation, molecular function: protein binding. The coding region runs from base 22 to 2970 and encodes 982 amino acids. Lineage: Eukaryota; Metazoa; Porifera; Demospongiae; Haplosclerida; Niphatidae.